GAAAACCGCAUAAACAAGCUAAUUGCUCUGUAAACGUUCGUAAAUUCCCCAAACUUUAAAAUUAAAAUGAGCUGAAUGUCGAAACACUGCAUUCUAUAGAUACAAAUUUAAAGGAGAUAUUUUGUAUAAUUCGUUUUACGGUAACAUGGCCGAUGUUGUUGCUAUGGUGAUGGGACUUAACAUCGAGGCUAAAGGAAGACAAUCAACCGUCUGUUAAACAACCGGCAACAAACAUUUGAUUUCUUUAUAAAUCGAUUCAGACAUGGAGGAACGCUUUGCCUUUCUGGCUGAGUGGUACGACCCCAGUGCUGCUCUCCUGCGACGAUACCAGCUGCUCUACUACUCUAAAGAUGGCUCAGUGGAGAUGUUUGAUAUGAAGAACCAGCGCACCUUUCUAAGGCGGACCAAGUAUGAUGACCUCCAUCCAGAGGAUCUGUUUGUUGGCAACCGAGUAAACAUCUUCUCUCGUCAGCUGAACCUCAUAGGUUAUGGGGACCAAUACACAGCCAACAAACUGGGCAGUAAGAAGGAGAGGACUUUGGCUAUGGUUAAGCCGGAUGCAGUAACCAAAGUUGGCGACAUUAUUCAGAUGAUUUAUGAUGCCAACCUUAUUGUCACCAAAGUCAAAAUGACCAAACUUACAUGGAAGCAGGCAGCAGACUUUUACACGGAACAUCAGUCAAAGUCUUUUUUCAAUAAUCUGGUGCAGUUUGUGAGCUCUGGUCCAGUGAUUGCUAUGGAGCUGAUGGGAGAUGAAGCGGUAUCAGUCUGGAGAAAAGUUCUUGGGCCCACUGAUUCUGGUGUUGCUCGAAAAGAUGCAGCUCACAGUCUCAGAGCCCAGUUUGGUACAGACGGCACUAAGAAUGCAGGACAUGGAUCAGACUCAUUGGCAUCUGCUGCACGGGAGCUGGAGUUUUUCUUCCCCUCCACUGCAGGUCACGGCCCCUCCAACACAGCCAAAUUCUCAGACUGCACCUGCUGUAUCAUCAAACCACAUGCCAUCUCAGAAGCAUUGACAGGAAAGAUCCUUAAGUCAAUAACAGAAAAUGGAUUUGAGAUCUCUGCCCUACAAAUGUUUAACAUGGAUCGAGCCAAUGCUGAAGAGUUUUUAGAAGUUUAUAAAGGAGUUGUAGCAGAAUAUACUAAUAUGGUGGAUGAACUUUGUUCUGGACCUUGCAUGGCCCUGGAGAUCAACGCUACCGACGCACCCAGAACCUUCCGUGAGUUCUGUGGACCUGCCGACCCUGAAAUUGCACGCCAUCUUCGGCCCACCACUUUACGAGCUCUCUAUGGCAAAAACAAAGUGCAGAACGGAGUUCACUGCACAGACCUACCAGAGGAUGGGAUUCUGGAGGUGAGCUGCUCAUGCAAAUCUCAUUCAAACUUAGCUUUAUGCAAGAGCUACACGCGCACGUUUUGGCUUUGGUCAGAGAGUUUGUUGUUUUCUAACUUGCUUUGAUGAUGCGUCAAGAAUAUUAAUGCAUCCCACAAAUGCUUGUGAAGCCCAGAACAAAAUGGCAUCCCAGUCUCAUGACUGUCCACCGUAGGCUGGUCCAGAACUACAGUCCAGUGUCUCUCAGGAGAGGAAGCAGGCAGAUACAUUAGGUUUGGUAAAAGGAAAAAAAAUUCAUUGUUAUGCCAGAGAGUGGGUUUGGCCCGGUGGACGUCAUUGUUUUGCACAACUCCUGAUCUGUCCUGCCUCCUAGCACAAAUGGCCCCUUGUUAAUCAUUUGCCUGCUGACCGACUCAGCCAUGACAUUCCAAAAGCUCAGGCCUUACAGGGGCCCCACACAAACUCUCUGUGCCGAGCAGACGAGCGCUGCUGUAACAGGCACAAUGCAGGGAAAGUCAAUUGUUUUCAAAUAAAACAAGCUUGGUGACCUGAUGAUGAGGCCGGACAAUGUGCUAAAUUAAUUGUUACAAAUCCAUAAUUCACAAUUGUAUAUACACUCACUGAGUACUUUAUUAGGAACACCUGUACAUCUACUUAUUCAUGUGAUUAUCUAAUCAGCCAAUCAUGUGGCAGUGCAAUUAAUAAAAUCAUGCAGAUAUGGGUCAGGAGCUUCAGUUAAUGUUCACAUCAACCAUCAGAAUGGGGAUGUGGAACACCAUAGUGUUCUUUAUUAGGAACAUCGUAGUGUUCCUAAUAAAGUGCUCAGUGAGUGUACUUUUUCUUGUAGUUGAUCUGUCAGACCUAUCAGUGAAUGUGUUUACAUGCACGAUCUUACACCGAUUAUGCGCAAUAAGACAACGUGUAACGUGCAAUGGUAUAAAUCGUUUCUUUUAUCGGGGUAAGCAAAACCGAUGGUUUUACCAGCCUGAUCUCACAUAAAAAUUGGCAAGUGUGUGCCAAUUUAUUUAUUUUUUUUGCCGAAAUCGGUAUACGUUGACAGAAUUUGAAAACACUGCCUCCAGAGGCUAAAGCGUUAAGUGUUUCAGAGCAUAUAAACAAGUGUGACAUAAAUUUAUAUCCAGGAGAGGGCACCAGAAGCCAGUUGUAAAAAUAAUUGUUUUCAGCUGAACAGGGUGUAAAACAGUGAAGAGAAAUGCUUAUUUUAUUUAAUCUACCCCCCCAACCAAAACCCAAAUCUAACCUCAACCAUUAGCAGAGACAAAAUGCAAUGUUAGGGACAAAAAUGCAGCCUCCUUAUCACGCUCAUGAUUGUUUAUACAAAUGUGAUUACUUCCUCGUUUGAUUGGGGAUUGAACAAUGGUCUCCCAUGCAACUGACGUGACACGCUACCAGUCUAGCCAUGAGGGAAAGUAAUUUUUUUGCGCCGCACCAUUCCAAAUAUGUCUGAUGGAAGGUAGGGCAUGUCAGUGAAUUAGCAUAAUGUUGCCGAUCCUAAGGUAACAGAACUUUCGGAAACAGCAUGCCGACUUCCCGUGUGAUCAUGUUGGGUUUUACCCUUUACGCUAAUUACAAUUUGCAUGGAAACAUCUUUGCCUGCAUUCUUAUCAUUUAUUCAAUGUGUGCAUGUGACGUUUUGACAUCAAUAGCAGAGAAUAAUCUCAUGAUUUCAAAUCGCAUGUAAAGUCUUCUUACGUUGAUGAUUUUUUACAAUUUUUAUAUAAGCUGAUUUGUGAGUUAGAGUAUUGCUCAGUGUUAUUAUGGAAGAUCAGAUUAAAUUGUGAUCACUUCUGUUUUGCAGGUCCAGUAUUUCUUUAAGAUUUUAGAUGGAUGAAGCAAAUGUGAGCGACAUUACAACAGUAUUUAAAUAAAGACCACUUUAAAGAUA
This is a messenger RNA of Myxocyprinus asiaticus (Chinese sucker), 3239 nucleotides long. RefSeq names its product nucleoside diphosphate kinase 7-like. NCBI's taxonomy places the organism in Eukaryota, Metazoa, Chordata, Actinopteri, Cypriniformes, Catostomidae. The coding region runs from base 263 to 1459 and encodes 398 amino acids. The record is from RefSeq and is a predicted model, not a curated record. The transcript is spliced from 11 exons. Gene Ontology annotation, biological process: CTP biosynthetic process; GTP biosynthetic process; UTP biosynthetic process. Gene Ontology annotation, molecular function: nucleoside diphosphate kinase activity; ATP binding. Gene Ontology annotation, cellular component: centrosome.